Molecule: messenger RNA, 4121 nt
Organism: Hyla sarda
Lineage: Eukaryota; Metazoa; Chordata; Amphibia; Anura; Hylidae
Product: alpha-actinin-4
Exons: 22
Coding region: 140-2911 (923 amino acids)
Biological process (GO): muscle cell development; actin cytoskeleton organization
Cellular component (GO): cortical actin cytoskeleton; cell projection; cell junction
Molecular function (GO): actin filament binding; calcium ion binding
Source: RefSeq, a predicted model, not a curated record
GCAUGCGCAUUCGGCACUGAUCCCAGGAGAGGAGAGGAACCCGAGGCUCUCACACACCGGAGAGACCCCCUCCUUCCCCCUCACGUUAUUACUGUAGUAGAAGCCCCCCUCUGUGUUACCUGCACCCUCCCGGCUCACCAUGGUGGACUAUCACAUGACCGGCGGCGGGGCUCCAACCGGCCUGAUGCAAGAUGGCAGAUACAUGCAGCAAGAGGAUGACUGGGACCGGGACCUGCUGCUCGACCCGGCCUGGGAGAAACAGCAACGCAAGACUUUCACGGCUUGGUGUAACUCCCACCUGAGGAAGGCUGGCACUCAGAUCGAGAAUAUCGAUGAGGAUUUUAGGGAUGGGUUAAAACUUAUGUUACUCCUGGAAGUUAUUUCAGGAGAGCGUCUUCCCAAACCAGAACGAGGAAAGAUGAGAGUUCACAAGAUCAAUAACGUAAAUAAAGCAUUGGACUUCAUUGCAAGCAAAGGAGUGAAGCUGGUCUCCAUUGGAGCUGAAGAAAUUGUGGACGGAAAUGCAAAGAUGACCUUAGGAAUGAUCUGGACCAUUAUCCUUCGCUUUGCCAUUCAGGAUAUUUCUGUGGAAGAAACAUCUGCAAAAGAAGGCUUAUUGCUCUGGUGUCAGAGAAAGACUGCGCCUUAUAAGAAUGUCAAUGUACAAAACUUCCACAUCAGCUGGAAGGAUGGCCUUGCCUUUAAUGCCUUGAUUCACAGACACAGACCAGAGCUAAUAGAAUAUGAUAAACUGAGAAAGGAUGACCCAGUCACUAACCUGAACAAUGCCUUUGAGGUGGCUGAGAAGUAUCUGGAUAUUCCAAAGAUGUUGGACGCUGAAGACAUAGUCGGCACCGCUCGUCCUGAUGAGAAGGCUAUCAUGACAUAUGUGUCCUCUUUCUACCACGCCUUCUCAGGAGCCCAGAAGGCCGAAACAGCAGCCAACAGAAUCUGCAAAGUCUUGGCCGUGAAUCAAGAGAAUGAGCAUCUAAUGGAAGAUUACGAGAGACUGGCCAGUGAUCUCUUGGAGUGGAUUAGUCGUACAAUCCCAUGGCUGGAAGAUCGUCAGCCAGAGAAGACCAUGCAAGAUAUGCAGCAAAAACUUGAAGAUUUCCGAGACUAUCGCCGUGUGCACAAGCCACCAAAGGUCCAGGAGAAAUGUCAACUGGAGAUAAACUUUAACACUCUACAGACCAAGCUGAGGCUCAGUAACAGACCGGCCUUCAUGCCUUCUGAAGGGAAGAUGGUGUCGGACAUUAAUAAUGGUUGGCAGCAUUUGGAGCAGUCAGAGAAAGGUUAUGAAGAAUGGCUCUUGAAUGAAAUUCGUAGGUUAGAAAGGCUGGAUCACUUGGCUGAGAAAUUUCGCCAGAAAGCAUCUAUACAUGAAUCCUGGACAGAGGGUAAAGAGGCUAUGCUGAAUCAAAAGGAUUAUGAGACUGCCACUCUUGCAGAAAUCAAGGCUCUGCUUCGAAAACAUGAGGCCUUUGAAAGUGACCUGGCAGCCCACCAGGACCGAGUGGAGCAAAUUGCAGCCAUCGCACAGGAGCUGAACGAACUCGAUUAUUACGACUCUCCCAGUGUAAAUGCUCGUUGCCAAAAGAUCUGUGACCAGUGGGACGUGUUAGGCUCUCUGACACACGGUAGACGGGAAGCCUUAGAGCAAACAGAAAAGCAUUUGGAAACCAUAGACCAGUUGUAUCUGGAAUAUGCAAAAAGAGCAGCACCUUUCAACAACUGGAUGGAAGGAGCAAUGGAGGACUUGCAGGAUAUGUUUAUUGUGCACACCAUUGAAGAGAUUGAGGGACUUAUUGCAGCCCAUGAGCAGUUUAAAUCUACUCUGCCUGACGCUGACCGUGAGAGAGAAGCCAUUCUUGACAUCCAGAGCCAAGCUCAGAAGAUUGCAGAUUACAACAACAUUAAGUUGUCUUCCGGCAACCCCUACACCUCAGUCACUCCACAGACCAUUAAUUCUAAGUGGGAAAAGGUCCAGCAGUUGGUUCCUAAGAGAGACAAUGCCCUGAAAGGAGAGCAAGACAAGCAGCAGUCCAACGAGCACCUACGUCUGCAGUUUGCUAACCAAGCAAAUGUGGUGGGACCUUGGAUUCAAGCAAAGAUGGAGGAGAUUGGAAGAAUCGCCAUUGAAAUGCAUGGUACUCUGGAGGAUCAGAUGAGCCACCUAAAGCAGUACGAACAGAGCGUCAUAAAUUACAAGCCCAACAUAGACAAACUGGAGCAGCAGCAUCAACUCAUCCAGGAAGCUCUGAUCUUCGAUAACAAGCACACGAACUUCACUAUGGAGCAUAUUCGUGUUGGUUGGGAACAUCUGCUCACCACUAUUGCAAGGACCAUAAAUGAGGUGGAAAACCAGAUCUUAACCCGUGAUGCCAAGGGAAUCAGCCAGGAGCAAAUGCAUGAGUUCAGAGCAUCAUUCAAUCACUUUGACAAGGAUCAUACGGGUGCCCUGGGACCUGAAGAAUUCAAAGCUUGUCUCAUCAGUCUGGGCUAUGAUGUGGAAAAUGAGAGACAGAAGAGAAUUUCUUCUCUGGACGCUGAUGACUUUCGAGCUCUCCUUAUAUCUACGGGAUACAGCUUGGGUGAUGCAGAGUUUAACCGUAUCAUGGCCAGCGUCGACCCCAACAAUUCAGGCAUGGUAACCUUCCAAGCAUUCAUUGACUUUAUGUCAAAAGAGACCACUGACACAGACACUGCUGACCAAGUUAUUGCAUCCUUCAAGGUCCUUGCUGGAGAUAAGAAUUUCAUCACAGCGGCAGAGCUGCGCCGGGAGUUGCCGCCAGAUCAAGCAGAGUAUUGCAUCUCUCGUAUGGCUCCCUACAAUGGUCCUGAUGCAGUGCCUGGAGCACUGGAUUACAUGUCCUUUUCUACUGCAUUGUACGGCGAGAGUGACCUUUGAGCUUGAUGGGGAUGAAAUCAACACUGCCCUACCACCCUCCAUCAGCUACUAAUGUCUUAGCUGCAGAAGGGGAGAAGCGCCAGAUGGUCAGGGGGAGUUGGGUUCACUAGUAUCCCCCUGUCAAGGGGGAGAGGGAGGGGAUCACAUUAGCUUUCGUUCCCUUUGCAAGGAGGGAGGAUAAGGCAGAGCAGAAGCUGCAGGACCACUCCUCCCCCCUUUGCAAAGCUAUCUAUGCAAUGGCUAAGGGGCAGGGGUGCUUCCAUACACAGCUGGCACAUAGACUGCGCUUCUGGGUAACCUUUUUUCAUACUUCGCACCUUGUACAGUUCUCACAAACCCCUCUCUCCCUUCCUUGGGUUAUUUAUUCCUGGCCUACAAAUCCCUGCGAGAGGCAUGUGGUCCGUGCCUGCGCAGUACAGUACUAACGUCUUUUUUGCUUUCAGUUUCAUAAUGCAAUGACCUCACAGUGAGGUCCUAGCAUAGAGGGCUCCGCACUGCAGGCAGGGGAGAGAUCCAUAAUAUUGGGGGGUGCUUUACGUCCUCCAGCUGUUUUACCAUAAAUAUUUUAAGAGGGGGCACACCAGUCUAUUAUAUACUGAACAGAGGCGGCUGGUAUGAAAUUCUCGGAUCUGUUACAAGACCUGACAGGCCAGAAAGAGAAAUAAUUACUUCAUUCCACGUAACACUCACUUCAUUCCCGAUGCUUUCUCCCUCACGGACUAAACACGAAAACGGAUCAUUCCAUAUCACGAUUUGCAUGACCUUUUGGUGAUGGUCGCCCAUUGCUGGGUUGCACCCCCUUUUGUAUUCUGUAUAUUCUCAUCAGAUCAUGAAAGCGCUCUAUUCCUUGUCUUGAUACUUUCUAAGCCCUAUAAUGGUUUUUAGUGUUUUUUUUUUUUUCCCCUGAGGACCAAAAACAAAUUAUAAUAAAAUAAAACUUUAAGAGGGUUACUAUUUACUUAAUUUAGGGGAUUUAUGAUAUAAAUAUAUAUACACCUAGCAAAACCUAUAUUUGCAGUUUUUUUUCUUGUCUUCUAAAUAAUAAAAGAAAAGGUUGCUGAUUGUUUGUUUAUCACGAGGUCUGUAACAUUCCUUCUCAUCUUUUUAUACCAGCGGCCCACCAGGAGAAAUGUCAGGGGGCAGCAUCUCUUUCUAUCAUUCCUGCACCUCCUACAACUCCGUACAGAACAAUAAAAGUAAUAUUUUUAAG